Molecule: messenger RNA, 687 nt
Organism: Lolium perenne
Lineage: Eukaryota; Viridiplantae; Streptophyta; Magnoliopsida; Poales; Poaceae
Source: RefSeq, a predicted model, not a curated record
AUGCCACCAAAACGAACCAGCUAUGGGGAACAAAGAAGAUUUGGGGGUGGUGGUGGGAAAGGGAGGCAAGGAAGCUGGGGUAGUAGGGGAAGUGACCAAGGAAGCGACGGUCCGUCCUGGAGAAGGAAUGAAUCACUAUCGAAGGGCAGCGGGAGUACUGAAGGGGGGAAUGUGAAGGAAGGGUUGAGCACUUUGAUGUUGACAAAUGGAGGGAAGGAAAAAGCAAGCAAUGGAACGAAGGAAAAACUAGAAGUUGCUGUUGGGAGGGAGAAUCUAGGAAGCUUGGAGAAGGUGCCCAUGACACGUGUGGAGAAUGAAAAGGAAGGUGUGGUUGGGGGUGGUAGAGAAAAUAAGGAUGAGAGUGAGGGGAUGGUGAAUGAUUUACAAAAGGUGGAGAAGAAAAAUAGUAGUUCCAGUCAGGAGGCAGUUUUAGUGGUGUCCGAUAAAAGUAAUAAUGGAACUGAGACGAAACUGAGAAAGUAUAAAAGGGUGGAUCGAGCUGGGAAUAAGGGGGAGAAAAAAGAUAGUGAGCUUAAACUGGGAAUUAAAAGGCAGGGAGAGGAAAUGGAGACAGAUGAAUCACCAAAAAAUAAGAAGGCAAAGGAAAUGGAUGUAGUCAUGGAGGAAGGUGUCGAUUUAAACCAAUAUGGAGCGGGGCUGUCAGAACAGCCCUGCAUGACCCAAUGA